This is a messenger RNA of Monopterus albus (swamp eel), 857 nucleotides long. Its product is annotated as achaete-scute homolog 5-like. NCBI's taxonomy places the organism in Eukaryota, Metazoa, Chordata, Actinopteri, Synbranchiformes, Synbranchidae. The record is from RefSeq and is a predicted model, not a curated record. Bases 188 to 769 code for a protein of 193 amino acids. Gene Ontology annotation, biological process: positive regulation of transcription by RNA polymerase II. Gene Ontology annotation, molecular function: RNA polymerase II transcription regulatory region sequence-specific DNA binding; DNA-binding transcription factor activity, RNA polymerase II-specific; protein dimerization activity. Gene Ontology annotation, cellular component: RNA polymerase II transcription regulator complex. The transcript has a single exon.
AGCCACACAUGGUCCAAACAGGGUCUGUUAAGCCUGAGACCAGAUUAUAGUGGUUUAGUUAGAGCCUGAUGUGGUUUCCUCCACAGGUCAUCGGGAAUGUUUGAUGAUGAACCCCCACUCCGGCAUCUCUAGAGGUCUGUCUGGGUGAACCAGGGCUCCUGGCCAGGUACUGGUCGGUCCAGAUCACAUGAUGAGCUCCACCUUCUCUCCUCCAAUCAUCAAUCAGCGUUCUUCAUACCUGAGCUUUGGUCUGUCUCCUCCAGCUGGACUCAGUGAGGAUUGCAGCACUUCUCAGCAGCACGACUCCCUGUCCAGCUCAGUCCCCUUCCUCCUCUACUCCUCCAACAUGGACCCCACUGGCCUUGGCCUGUACAAAGGACAACUGCGGGGCCCCGGCCCCAGCCCCGGGCUCCUGCCCUACUUGCCCUCCCUCCACCACCACAGAGACUUCAGUGUCUACGAGUGUCCAUUUGAGCCGGCGUUCAUCCAGAAACGAAACGAGCGAGAGCGCCAGCGGGUGAAGUGUGUGAACCAGGGCUACGCUAAACUGAGGGACCACCUGCCGGGUCACAGCACUGACAAGCGGCUCAGCAAGGUGGAGACACUGAGAGCUGCCAUCAGGUACAUCAAGUACCUGCAGGGACUGGUGGAGCCAGAAGACAGGAGGCCCGGCAGGGCUGAGUCCCCCACCACCUCCUCCCGGGACCGGAGUGUGGAAGAGAGUCCCAGGGGUUCACAUGUUAACACACACUCUGUUGUCAGGGUGUAACACCCUUUUAAACCACAGGGGAGUGUUCAGGAGUUAAAUGAGAAAUUCUAUCAAACCACCUGAAUACUCAGUUUCUGUUUGGCAAAAA